UCCAACUUCCCAACUCUCUCUCCCUCGCUCUAUUAACUCAUCUACUCUCCCUUCUCUCUCUCAAAUUUCACACACUCACUGAACCCAAAAAACACGCACAAGGCGCUCCCACAAGACACCAAAAUGGAGAGCCAAAGCAAGUGGAGCAAGGGCGGGGCAGUAGCGCCGCGGGGUGACGUCAAGGUGGCGGAGCACCCACCGAAGGCCGCUGUCAGGUGUCCUGAUCUGCUGCUGCGCGCCCUAGCGCUGGCGCUCACUCUGGCGGUUGCCAUCAUGGUCGGCGUCGACAAGGAGUCCAAGACGGUGUCCGUCGUCAUCUCCCAGAGCCUCACAUUGCACGUCCCCGCCACCGCGAAGUGGCAAUACAUGUCCGCCUUCGUAUACUUCCUGGUGUCGAAUAUCGUCGCAUGCUCAUACGCGGCUGCAUCCCUCGUGUACAUCACCGUUGCCGGGGCCACCCGCAGUGCCAAAGCGUCUCUGGCCAUCAAUGUGCUUGACACUGUCAUGAUGGGCCUGCUUCUGUCUGCCAGCGGCGCGUCCGCCGCCAUCGGCGUGAUCGCCCAGUACGGCAACUCCCACGUGCAGUGGAACAAGGUCUGCCACAUGUUCGACAGCUACUGCCACCAGAUGGUGGCGGCAUUCGCGCUGUGUCUCGUCGGCUCGUUCGUGUUCCUGCUGCUUGCCGUGCUCAACGUCAUGGACCUCCACAAGAAGGCAUUGUAAGAGAUGGAAAACUGAAGUUAACUAGAGACCUAAAGUUAUCAAUAGUAUUUGGUAGGGAAGGUUAAUAUUUGUGUGGCUAGGGUUUUUGAUUUUAUCUCAUUGGCGAGUGGAAGGUGCAUGAUGGGUAGGUUUGAAGGGUAAGUAUUAAAUGCAUGGGGCUGUUGUUUGGCUCGUAGUAAA
Molecule: messenger RNA, 903 nt
Organism: Syzygium oleosum
Lineage: Eukaryota; Viridiplantae; Streptophyta; Magnoliopsida; Myrtales; Myrtaceae
Product: CASP-like protein 1E1
Exons: 2
Coding region: 124-723 (199 amino acids)
Source: RefSeq, a predicted model, not a curated record